UGGAGAGGCGGAGAAAACAUCACACACCCCUUUUGCAGUUCUGGCAACUGAAAUUAGACCUGAGAGAAAAGAGAAGUCUCUCGCAGUGAGGGAAGUGGACACAAACAUGGAGGUCAGCCACACUUGGGAUGAUGAGCUCGUUUUCUUUGUUAACGGGAAGAAGGUGGUGGAGACAAACCCAGAUCCUGACAUGACAUUACUCACCUACCUGAGGACGAAAGUGGGCCUCCAGGGAACCAAGCUGGGUUGUGCUGAAGGAGGUUGUGGAGCGUGCACAGUAAUGUUGUCUAAAUAUCAAGAAGACACGCAACAGCUACUUCAUUAUGCCAUCAACGCCUGCCUGGCGCCCAUCUGUUCCUUGCACCUGGUUGCCGUGACCACAGUGGAAGGUAUUGGCAGUGUUGCUCGACAACUGCAUCCUGUGCAGGAGAGAAUAGCGAAGGCUCACGGCUCGCAGUGCGGCUUCUGCACGCCAGGUAUUGUCAUGUCCAUGUACGCCCUGCUCAGAACCAACCCUACACCACACAUGGCUGACAUGGAGGAGGCCUUCCAAGGAAACCUUUGUCGCUGUACUGGAUAUCGACCCAUCCUGGAGGCCUAUAAGACUUUUACUGUGGAGGGAGGAUGCUGUGGGAGGAGGGAUCAGAACAGUGGCUGCUGCAUGACCAAUCAGGAAGUAGAUGAUGAGAAGCCGUCCUCCAUGCUGUUCAACACCGCUGGCUUUGCACCGCUUGACCCCACGCAGGAGGUCAUCUUUCCACCUGAGCUGAUGGCUCUCAGCAAAAAUCAGAAGACAUGUUCACUGCGCUUCCAAAGCGAGAGGACGGUGUGGCUGCAGCCUGACAACCUGGACACGUUUCUGCAUCUGAAAUGGAAACAUCCUGAAGCCCGAGUGGUGGUAGGAAACACGGAAGUGGGUAUAGAAGUAAAGUUCAAGAACAUAUUGUAUCCAGUCAUUCUGGCGCCAGCAUUCAUCCCCGAGCUCCACAGAGUGGAACACACCAGUGAUGGUAUUGUGUUUGGUGCGGCCUGCACUCUCAGCCAAAUGGAAUCGGUGUUAAAACAGGCCGUAGCCACGCUUCCUCCUCACCAGACUGAAGUCUUCCUCGCCCUGCUGGAGCAGCUGCGCUGGUUUGCCGGUCUGCAGAUACGCAACGUUGCAGCCAUUGGUGGUAACAUCAUGACUGCCAGCCCCAUAUCAGACCUUAAUCCAGUUUUUAUGGUGGCCAGCUGUAAACUCACAUUGAUGGACAAAGAUGGAAGUCGCGUGGUUCAGAUGGACGACAGUUUCUUCGUAGGAUACAGGAGGACACUGCUGCGACCACAAGAAGUCCUGCUCUCCAUAGAAGUCCCCUACAGCACCAGGAAUCAGUUUGUCUCAGCCUUCAAACAAUCCCCUCGCCGAGAAGACGACAUCAGCGUGGUCACGGCGGCCAUGAGUGUUACCUUCACACCUGGCACCUGCGUGGUGGAGGACUUGAAGCUGAGCUACGGCGGCAUGGCGGCGACCACGGUGAUGGCUACAAACACAGCAGGCAAACUCCUUGGAAGGUGCUGGGGGGAGGAGUUGUUGGACGACGCGUCCUCCUUAUUGGCAAAGGAGUUGACCCUUCAUCCCUCUGUGCCAGGGGGGAUGGUUACGUAUCGGCAAACUCUGACCCUCAGCCUCUUCUACAAGUUCUACCUGACCGUGCUGCACAAACUCCGAGGGCAGGGUUUGAACGUGGAGACACUCCCAUCUGACGUCCUUAGUGCCACAGAGCUCUACCACCCAGAGACGCCAUCUAGCGUCCAGAUCUACCAGGAGGUCCCAAAAGGUCAGAGCCAAGAUGACGUGCUGGGCCGUACCAUGAUGCACCUCUCUGCCUUGAAGCAGGCGACGGGCGAGGCGGUGUACUGUGACGACAUGCCGCUGUUUGAGCAGGAGUUGUACCUGGCACUCGUCACCAGCAGCAAGGCACACGCUCGCAUCCUCUCCAUUGACUCGUCAGCAGCUGAACAAUCUCCUGGCUUUGUCUGCUGUCUCUUUGCUGGUGACAUACCUGGCAGCAACACCUGUGGGACAAUUGUGCACGAUGAGACCGUCUUUGCUGACCGCCAGGUUACAUGUGUGGGUCACAUCAUCGGCGCUGUGGUGGCCGACACUCAGCUUCAUGCCCAGCGAGCCGCCAAAGCCGUCAAGAUCCACUACGAGGAGCUGCAGCCUAUCGUCACCAUACAGGAAGCAAUUGCUGCCCAAUCCUUCUAUCAGCAAAAGAGAACUAUGCAGAAGGGAGACCUGGAGGCUGGCUUUAAACAGGCAGACCAUGUUCUGGAAGGUGAGAUGCACAUCGGUGGCCAAGAACAUUUCUACCUGGAGACCCACGCCACAGUGGCUGUCCCACGGGGGGAAGAUGAUGAAAUGGAGAUCUUUGUCUCCACUCAGGCUCCCUCUCACACGCAGUUCUCGGUGGCCGAAGCUUUGGGCAUCCCUGCCAACAGGGUGGCAGUCCGUGUGAAAAGGAUGGGUGGAGGCUUUGGGGGGAAAGAGAGUCGCUCCACCCUUCUUUCUACUGUGGUGGCUGUGGCAGCGCACAAGCUGCAGCGGCCCGUCAGGUGCAUGUUGGACAGAGAUGAAGACAUGCUGAUCACUGGAGGAAGACAUCCAUUCUAUGGAAAAUACAAGGUGGGUUUCCUCAAAAGCGGUAAGAUCGUAGCUCUGGAUGUGUCCUACUACAGUAACGCUGGAAACUCCCUUGACCUCUCUCUCGCAAUCAUGGAGCGCGCUCUGUUCCACAUGGAGAACGCCUACAGGAUUCCAAACGUCCGUGGUCGUGGCUUCUUGUGCCGCACCAACUUACCGUCUAAUACUGCCUUCAGAGGAUUUGGAGGUCCCCAAGGCAUGCUGGUCGCUGAGAGCUGGAUAACAGAUGUGGCUCAGAGCCUUGGCGUGCCGACGGACAAGGUCUGGGAAGUGGGACUCACAGUACCAAAUCAGUGUGGUAAGUUAUUUAUUCCUUUGCAGGUUCGCAGAUUGAACCUGUACAAAGAAGGCGACUCGACCCCUUACAACCAGGUCCUGGAACAGAUCACAUUGGACCGCUGCUGGGACGAGUGCCUUUCCCGUUCAGGAUAUCGGGAGCGGCGAGCUGCUGUUGAGCUCUACAACAAACAGAAUCGAUGGACAAAACGAGGCCUUGCCGUCAUACCAACCAAGUUUGGCAUCAGCUAUACCGCUUUAUUCCUUAACCAGGCCGGAGCACUGGUCCACAUUUACACAGAUGGCUCGGUGCUGCUGACCCAUGGUGGGACAGAAAUGGGACAAGGACUCCACACAAAAAUGGUCCAGGUUGCCAGCCGGGUUCUCGGCGUGCCCCACUCAAAGAUCCACAUAUCAGAGACCAGCACUAGUACUGUCCCUAACACAAGUCCCACUGCUGCCUCAGUGUCCUCGGACCUCAAUGGAGCUGCUGUGAAAAAUGCCUGCCAGAAACUUCAAGAGCGUCUAGACCCCUACAAAAGCAAAAAUCCUCAAGGAUCAUGGGAAGACUGGGUCAAAGCAGCGUAUUUUGACCGAAUUAGCCUGAGUGCCAACGGCUUUUACAAGACUCCAGAUCUAGGAUAUGACUUUGAAACCAAUUCUGGCCGAGCGUUCAACUACUUCAGCUACGGUGUGGCCUGUUCUGAAGUGGAGGUUGAUUGUUUGACUGGAGCUCACAAGAACGUGAGCUCGACCAUUGUGAUGGACGUUGGCAUCAGCCUCAACCCAGCCAUCGACAUCGGUCAGGUUGAGGGGGCUUUCAUGCAGGGUGUGGGAUUGUUCACCCUGGAGGAGCUCCACUAUUCUCCGGACGGUGUCCUCCUCACUCGGGGUCCAGGUUCUUACAAGAUCCCGGCCUUUGGUGACAUUCCAACCCAUCUGACUGUGUCGCUGCUUCGUGACGCGCCCAACGACAAGGCCAUCUUUGCCUCCAAGGCUGUGGGCGAACCUCCUUUGUUCCUUGCGGCAUCCGUUUUCUUCGCCAUCAAAGACGCCAUAAAGGCAGCACGGGCUGACUCGGGCCUCGCUGGCCCCUUCAGGCUGGACAGCCCCGCCUCUGCAGAGCGGAUUAGAAAUGCCUGCAGCGACCGCUUCACCAAACUGAAUCCUUCAGCAAAGCCUGGAACCUUCCGCCCUUGGUCUGUCCAAGUCUAGUUUUGGCCUCCAAAACCAGAAGCACACAUCACCAGAUGGACACACACUUCAAGAACAAAACAAGUUUGUCGACACAAGACUAUUGUCAAAUGUUCACUGAGUCCAUAAAGAAGUUAUUUUGAAAGUAGAACUGAUCCAGGCUACACUGCAAAAAGUGAAAUCCAAGCAAGAUGAAAUAUCUCAAAUACGGCUGAUAUUUACUUCUUUUAUGUCUGAUAAGAUCAUUCUUCCCACUAAGCAGAUUUGAUGUUGGAGUGUUUUACUUGUUUGAAGUGUUUUGCUCCUAAAUGAUCUCAGUAAGAUAUUACAGUGUUACCAUUUAGUGGUCAAUUGUACGGAAUAUGUACUUCACUGUGCAACCUACUAAUAAAAGUCUCAAUCAAUCAAUCAAUCAAAGCUUGUUGCUGAGAUGUGAUGAGCUAUGUUGAGUAAAACAUGUUUGAAACUAGAAUAUCAACUGUUGUGUCAUCAACACUCACAAGUAGAAAACUACUUUUUGAAAGUACCGUCGUUUUCGGAGUAUAAGUCGCUCCAGAGUAUAAGUCACACCGGCCAGAAAUGCAUAAUAAAGAAGGAAAAAACAUAUAUAAGUUGCACAGGGGCCGUACUUAUCAAGCUUCUUAGAAUUACUCCUAAGAAGUCUGCUAAGAGUUGACUUAAGAGUAAAUAAAUUCUUGGCUGAAAGCUGCACUUAAAAGUUAGUUAUCAAGCGUCUUACUCACACUUUCAGCGAAGUGUAGGACUGAAUCUUAAGUGUCACACUCAGAGCUGAAUUACGACAUUACUAUGUGCCGUAAACGCAAUUUUAGGUGACGUCAUUUCUGUGUCCAUAGAAAUGACCAAUCACGGAAGGGAAUCCGUUGUCUAAGAAUAAAGAAAUAUCUUGGAAAUAUUGAAGUGGACAAUGGGAGUGUAUAUUUUGACAAUAAACUACAAAAUAAUACAAAACAAACAAACAAUAUUGGCAAUGAAUCAAAAAUAAAUGUUUCCUUUUUGUUGCACCUUUCCUGCUUCUUGCUCCCAGACCGUAACAAAGAGGCAGGGGAGACACUUCUCCAGGAUGUAUGCUCGGGGCAACACCCUUCACUUUACCCGGCAGUGGCUCUCCACAGCGGACGACUUUAGAGUGAAUGAUGAGUCCGGCGAUUAGUUGCAAAUCUUGAGUCCCGGCUCGCACUCACAAUACCGCUCCCUCUCUUCUCUCGCCCACACACUCACUGACGUCACUCACCUCACGGCCACACACAUACGCUACUGUCAUAACAUUUUCUUUCCAAUUCAUUAAUUAGGCAACUCAUUUGAAAGUGGUGUGGGUGGCUCUAUAUAUACUAGCCCACUGCAGACACAUGCAGAAAUCAACAAGGAAUCGAAAAGUAUUAAAUCUGUGACAAAAAUAAUACCCGCUCUGUCUAAACGAUACCGUUUGAUCAGCUGCUCGUCAUCAAAAAAAAAAAAAACAUUGUUCCGUUCCCUGAACGUUGGCGCACGUCUCUCUCGCCUCAGUGCCAUCCCCUGCUGGCAACUCCUAACCACUUAAGACACCUCUGAAGGUCUCUUAAAUAUCGUGGAGAGUAGGAGUGAUUCUUAGACUUAAGAACGUUGAUAAAAAGCUUUUAUUCUUAAGUUUGAGAGUAGGACUAAAUUUCACAAAUUCUCAGGACUUAAGUGUAAAAUGGCCCUCUAAGAAGCUUGAUAAGUACGGCCCCUGGAGUAUAAGUCGCAUUUUUUGGGGAAAUAUAUCUGAUAAAAGCCAACAGCAAGAAUAGACAUUUGAAAGGCAAUUUAAAAUGUGUAAAGAAUAGUGAACAACAGGCUGAAUAAGUGUACGUUAUAUGAGGCAUAAAUAACCAACUGCUAUGUUAACGUAACAUAUUGAUUGAGACUUUUAUUAGUAGGUUGCACAGUACAGUACAUAUUCCGUACAAUUGACCACUAAAUGGUAACACCCCAAUAAGUUUUUCAACUUGUUUAAGUCCACUUAAAUUGAUUCAUGAUACAGAUAUAUACUAUCAUAUAUACUAUCAUCAUAAUACAGUCAUCACACAAGAUAAUCAUCAGAGUAUAUACAUUGAAUUAUUUACAUUAUUUACAAUCCGGGGUGGGGGGUAAGUUUGGUUGGUAUCAACAAUCAGCAUCAACAAUUGCAUCAUCAGAGCAAUGGACAUUGAAACGGUGUCGGACUGACUUGGUAGGAUAUGUACAGCAAGUAGAGAACAUAGAGAGACAUCAGAAAGUAUAAGAAAAAGUGUAAGAAAACGUGUCUACAUUUGAUUGUUUACAAUCCAAAGAAGUAUUAUGUGGAAGGGAGGGUGUUAGUUUAGGGUUGUAGCUGCCUGGAGGUGUUGUUUUAGUGCGCUUUUGAAGGAGGAUAGAGAUGCCCUUUCUUUUAUACCUGUUGGGAGCGCAUUCCACAUUGAUGUGGCAUAGAAAGAGAAUGAGUUAAGACCUUUGUUAGUUGGGAAUCUGGCUUUAACGUGGUUAGUGGAGCUCCCCCUGGUGUUGUGGUUAUGGCGGUCAUUUACGUUAAGGAAGUAGUUUAUGGUAAGAGUCAUUCAAAUAACUAUAACAUAUAGAACAUGCUAUACGUUUACCAAAUAAUCUGUCACUCCUAAUCGCUAAAUCCCAUGAAAUCUUCCUCUGGUAUGCACGUUUCCUUUCUUUCUGCUGCUCGAUUGCUGUCUCUGCUGCAUAUUUCACUACGUCCAGCUUGUAAUCUGCACUAUAGGACUUCCUUUUCGCUGCCAUUUUAGUCCACUUUUUAUAAGUUACCGCCAAUGUUGAUGUGAUCCAUUUUAAUUAGGGAUGUCCGAUAAUGGCUUUUUGCCGAUAUCCGAUAUUCCGAUAUUGUCCAACUCUUUAAUUACCGAUACCGAUAUCAACCGAUAUAUGCAGUCGUGGAAUUAACACAUUAUUAUGCCUAAUUUGGACAACCAGGUAUGGUGAAGAUAAGGUCCUUUUUAAAAAAAUUAGUAAAAUAAGAUAAAUAAAUUAAAAACAUUUUCUUGAAUAAAAAAGAAAGUACAACAAUAUAAAAUCAGUUACAUAGAAACUAGUAAUGAAUGAAAAUUAGUCAAAUGAAGUGUUAAAGGUUAGUACUAUUAGUGGAGCAGCAGCACGCACAAUCAUGUGUGCUUACGGACUGUAUCCCUUGCAGACUGUAUUGAUAUAUAUUGAUAUAUAAUGUAGGAAGCAGAAUAUUAAUAACAACCAUUUUGUGUGAAUGAGUGUAAAUGGGGGAGGGAGGUUUUUUGGGUUGGUGCACUAAUUGUAAGUGUAUCUUGUGUUUUUUAUGUUGAUUUAAUUAAAAAAAAAAAAAAAAAAAAAAAACGAUACCGUUAAUAAAAAAACAGAUACCGAUAAUUUCCGAUAUUACAUUUUAACGCAUAUAUCGGCCGAUAUUAUCGGACAUCUCUAAUUUUAAUAGCUACGGCAAUAGCAUAUAGCAGUUAGCAUCCCAUGACCCACAAUGCACUUCUGCCACGACCCGCCCCCGCCGAAUUCUUAUUGGUUGACGUGUGAGUGACGAUGGCUGCCAUUUGCUUCGUCUCUUGUGCGAAUGAGCUAAAUAAUAUCAUUUGAUAUUUGACGCUAAUGUGUUCAUCAUUUCACACAUAAGUCGCUCCUGAGUAGAAGUCGCACCCCCGGCCAAACUGUGACAAAAAAGUGCCACUUAUAAUCCGAAAAAUGCGGUAAUCAUUUCUUACUUCAAGCGUGAAAAAAAUAAAUAAAUCAUGAUGCCGAGCGCAUAUCAUUAUGUGAAGAUGACGGCACUAGCAUUUACUUCCGCCAUCCUAGUGACUGCCGUUGUGUCCUUGGGCAAGACACGUCACCCACACUGCUUUAAAUGGAACUUAGAUAUUGGCUUUCACUAUGUAAAGUGCUUUGAGUCACUAGAGAAAAAGCGCUAUACAAAUAUAAUUCACUUCACUUCAUUUAAGAACAUUUUUCAACAUAUUGAGCAAAAUGUCUCUUUUUUUUCUAGCAAGAAAAGUGCACUUGUUAUUAGUGAGAAUUUACUUAUUUGAAGGUAUUUUUGGGGUUAUUGAGGUUAGCUAAUUUGACUUGUUUUGGAAAGUCUUGACCAGCCAAAUGUUGUUGUUGUGUUGGCAGAUCAUUUAGCUUAGUUCAAAUAAAAUACCCCUCAUUUUUGUAUUUUGUUUUCUUGUUUUUGAACACUGACUUUUUGCAGUGUAAUUAGCUCAUGUUUCUGGCACAAUGUGUGAUUGAUCUGUUGAAAAGCUCUACGGAGAUGACGAUUUCAUUUACCAGCAGUAACUGGUGUACCGACCAUGGCAUUACUGUCCUCCAACUCCCCUGACCUCAACCCCAUAGAGAGUGUGUGGGGUAUUGUGAAGAAGAAGCUGAAAGACACCAGAGCCAAUAAUGCAAAUGAGCUAAAAGCCGCUAUUGAAGCCUCCAUAACACCUCAGCAGUGCCACAGGCUGAUUGCCUCCAUGCCAUCCAUAA
Entelurus aequoreus (snake pipefish) is the source of this 8641-nucleotide messenger RNA. It is a transcript of the gene xdh, whose product is annotated as xanthine dehydrogenase. NCBI's taxonomy places the organism in Eukaryota, Metazoa, Chordata, Actinopteri, Syngnathiformes, Syngnathidae. The record is from RefSeq and is a predicted model, not a curated record. The transcript is spliced from 34 exons. Gene Ontology annotation, molecular function: FAD binding; molybdenum ion binding; xanthine dehydrogenase activity. Bases 107 to 4174 code for a protein of 1355 amino acids.